UUACAAGACAAGGUCAGCCAGUGAUCUGACACACUCUGGUUUCAGGAGAGGCAAGGGGAACAAUCUGUCCAAGAAGGAUCUUACAAACCAAUGUCCAGUUAAGGCAGUUUGAAGAUGUUAUUACUGGGAUAUUUUGUUUUGCUGGCAGUUGGACUAAACUGUAAUGCAGCACCAGUUCCCUGCGGUCCACCUCCAAGAGAUCCAGAGUUUGAACUUCAAGGCACGUUCCAAGAAUCGUAUCCUCCUGGUACAACAGUGACUUUUACUUGCAGACCUGGUUACAGUCGUCAAGGUUUUAUUAAAAAAACAUGUGCUGAUGGCAACUGGGAAUUUAUAGCUCGCGGAGUAUGUAAAAGGAUAUCAUGUGGCCACCCUGGAGAUAUCGAAUUUGGUACAUUUGACCUGAAGGAAGGGGAGGGAUUUGUAUUUGGUGCUGUAGUAGAAUACUCCUGUGAUGAAGGAUAUCAAAUGGUUAGUAAACAAAGAACAAGAGAAUGCACUGCAACUGGCUGGAGUCACUAUCCACCUCACUGUGAAGAGGAGAAGCUGUUAAUAUUUGUAUGA
Molecule: messenger RNA, 564 nt
Organism: Pelobates fuscus (common spadefoot toad)
Lineage: Eukaryota; Metazoa; Chordata; Amphibia; Anura; Pelobatidae
Product: complement factor H-like
Exons: 5
Coding region: 115-564 (149 amino acids)
Source: RefSeq, a predicted model, not a curated record